AUGGGAUGGUGUUUGACCUUUGCCACCUUUCUCUUGCUGACAGGGCAGAGCUGUUUUUCUGCCGUGCAACGAGCUGAUCUUCAGAAGCUCUCCAGGGGCAUCGAUCACCGCAGCCGAAUCUGCGGCUGGAGCGACGGCACCGCAGAUCUCACACUGCUGCAUUGGUGCAGUGCCAGGACGGAGCACGGCCUCGUCCUCAACUGGUCCUCGCCCAUCUGCGUGGAGCAAUGUCCACAGCGUGGCACCAGCGUCUUCUGCCCGGAAGGGCUGGAGGUGACAGAGGAAGAACUGCGGGAAGGUGGCCGCAGGUUGCUGGUGAGAACUGAGAAGCAAAUGCUCGCGCCUCUCAAGGUGAAUCUGGACACAAAGCCGUGGAUGGAGCGCUACUGCGUGCCCGCAGCUGACCAACCCUUUGAGAUUUGGAGACGUUGGACAACAUCAGGAGCUGUUGCCCAAGCUCUCGUAGUCCUGGAGCAGUUGUUGUCCCUGGCGUCGAUGCCGCGGCUGCUGCUGCUGGCGACGCUGUGGACCUUGGCGCUGAGCGUGGCGUAUCUGCGGUGCUUGCGGCAGUUUGCCCUGUUCUUCGUCCACGCAGCCAUGCUGACAACGGUCAUCCUCUGUCUGGCGGGUGGCCUGGGAUUUCUGGCGGUUUCCAAACCGGCGCUGCUGGCAGGCUACCCUGCGGCCUUGGAGAGCGUGCACGCUCUUGGUGCUUGGAUCCCUGCUGCUGUGGCUACCGGCAUAUCUGCGCUGUUCUUCGUGGCUGCUGUUUGCCUGAUAGGCUGCCUCUGCGCUCGGCGACGCUUGGACGUGGCUUCGGAUUGCAUCCGCGAGUCUUGUGCAGUGAUGUUGGCCAUGCCAUCACUGCUGCUGCUCCCCGUCCUCGACAGCCUGUGUUACCUGCUACUCUCGGCUGCCCUGCUGGUGUCCCUGCCACUGAUGCUGUCCACCACGGAGGUGUCCUCGGUAACGGUGUUGGGCAUCACAGGCGUUUUCCGACAGUUUCACUUGAGUGUGGCGGAUUAUGGGCGUCUGACCGCGCUGGUCUUCUCCUGUUUCUGGGUGCAGGAGGUCAUCGGUGCCGCUUGCACCCUGGCCACGGCCUACUCGGUGGCACUGUGGUACUUCGCGCCCGGCACUUGCGGCCGAGCCAAGGCCAAACACCUGCCAUGGGCGCCGGCUCUGCAAGGCCUGGUGGUUGCCUUCCUCUGGCACCUGGGCUCGCUGGCCAAAGGCGCCAGCGCCCUGGCGCUGCUGCGGCUGCUGCGCUGGCUGCUGUACCUGGCGCACGCCGCGGCGGCCGAGGAUGAUGCACAAGAUGCAAAGCGAAAGCGGCGGCGGUGUUGCCAAUGCUUCGCUGUCUUUUGCGAUGCGCUGCUCGCGACUCUGCAAGCCUGGACAGAAUUCCUCAGUGCCCACGCAUAUGUGGACAUCGCUUUGAGCUCCCAAUCCUUUUCAGCUGCAGCCAGGGAGGCCUCCGAAAUCCUUGGGAGCCACAUGGCCUUGGUCUCCAUCCUUUCGCUGGUGUCGUGGUUCCUGCGACUGGUUGGAAGUUCCAUUCUGGCCGUCAUCGCUGGGUCAACUGCAUGGUUUGUGGCAGCAAGGCGUGAGUGGCUGAUGCCCGCGGCCAUGGAGAUUCAUCGACAGUUGGAGGUGUCUGGAUUUCCGACUCUACAGGAACAGCUGAUGCUGCUUCUGACGGAGCUGCAGGCCGUAAGCCCCGAAGUCCUGGGACUGUUGACAGCCGGACUGAUGCUCCUGGUGAAUCAAGCCGUCCUGGUCACUGUGGAAUGUACUGCUUGCACGGUUCUCUACUGCUUGCUUUGGGAUGGUUCAGAUGGUGUUCUGGAUGCGAGCCAUGUGCCCGAGUCCUUUUGGCGUUUCGCAAAAGAUCAAGGAAUCGUUGGCCGUCGCGCAGGGAAGGCCUUACAACAGAAGCCAUCACCUUAA
Messenger RNA from Cladocopium goreaui, 1950 nucleotides. The record is from the annotation of a GenBank genome assembly. Lineage: Eukaryota; Dinophyceae; Suessiales; Symbiodiniaceae.